CGAUAAAGAAAAUUAGGGUAAAUGUCAACAAUCCGAUUUCUCAGAAUUCUCACAAUUCGAGCAAUGUCGUCAUCGUCUUCCUCGUCCUCUUGGUCAUGCAACAAAUGUACUUUCCUCAAUUCUGCGUCUCAGAAACUCAAUUGCAUGAUCUGCUUGGCUCCUGUAUCUCUCCCUUCUUCGUCUCCUUCUCCUUCUCUCUCAAUUUCCACGAACGAUGAAGCUAAAUGGGCGUGCAAGGCCUGUACUUUUUUGAACACGUACAAGAACUCAAUCUGUGACGUCUGUGGGACGCGAUUGCCAACGUCUUCUCUCUUGGGCUUUGACGAUUUGACUGAUUCGGGUCUCGAGAGUAACAACGCUGAUUCCUCCGUCGGGUCUGUUUUCUUUCCUCUGCGGCGGUGUAGCAAGCGUAAAGCUAUGGAUGAUGACGUCGUCGAGGUCGAAGGUGCUUCUGUUGUUUGCUCUGAAUCGCAAGGUGUGAUGAAGAAGAACAAAGAGAUUGAAACGAAAGGGGUAGCUUCUGAUUCAGGAACACCUUUAACUUGCUUGAAGAUCUUGAGCUACAAUGUUUGGUUUCGUGAAGACCUUGAGUUGAAUCUAAGGAUGAGAGCGAUUGGUCACCUUAUUCAGCUUCAUUCUCCUCAUCUCAUAUGUUUUCAGGAAGUCACUCCUGAGAUAUAUGAUAUUUUCCGCAAGUCGAAUUGGUGGAAAGCGUAUUCUUGUUCUGUCUCAGUUGAUGUGGCAGUUUCAAGAGGCUACUACUGCAUGCUGUUAAGCAAGUUGGGGGUGAAAUCUUUCAGCAGCAAAAGCUUUGGGAACUCGAUAAUGGGAAGAGAACUAUCUAUCGCAGAAGUUGAAGUUCCAGGGGGAAAGCCACUUGUGUUUGCAACUAGCCAUCUGGAGAGUCCCUGUCCAGGUCCUCCAAAAUGGGACCAAAUGUUUAGUCGAGAACGCGUUGAACAAGCCAAAGAAGCAAUCGAGAUUCUCAGACCUAAUACCAAUGUGAUAUUCGGGGGAGACAUGAACUGGGAUGACAAGCUAGAUGGGAAAUUUCCUUUGGCAGACAAGUGGGUUGAUGUUUGGGAGGUUAUGAAACCAGGCGAUUUGGGGUUUACAUAUGACACAAAAGCAAACCCAAUGUUGUCCGGCAACCGAGCAUUGCAGAAACGGUUAGACCGGAUUUUGUGUCGUCUGGAUGAUUACAAGCUUGGCGGAAUCGAGAUAGUUGGGAAAGAGGCGAUUCCUGGUUUAUCAUAUGAGAAAGAGAAGAAAGUGAGGGGUGAGAUCAAGAAGUUAGAGCUCCCGGUGUUGCCUAGUGAUCAUUUUGGUCUGCUUUUAACCCUUUCGCUGAAAUGAGGUCAAAACUAUUCAGAGCUCGAAGUUCCGUCUUCCUUAGUGGAACUUUUGGGACUAGGUUAAAACUGUAUGAAACACCAAAGAUGAUGCGUAGGGUUUCUCUGUUUCGAACUGAUGAUAAACAGUUCUUGGUUUUAGGUUUUUUGUUUUUUUGGUUUGGAUAGUCCUUAUUUCCUGAUUCGAACUGAAAGAUCAGUCUUAUUGGUCAACAAUGCCCCACCUUUUGUAAUGAAGAUUAUGAAACUAAUCACAAAUUAAGAUGAUCUUUCAGAACCA
Arabidopsis lyrata subsp. lyrata is the source of this 1632-nucleotide messenger RNA. Its product is annotated as tyrosyl-DNA phosphodiesterase 2. Gene Ontology annotation, cellular component: cytoplasm; PML body. Gene Ontology annotation, biological process: double-strand break repair. The transcript is spliced from 4 exons. The coding region runs from base 22 to 1356 and encodes 444 amino acids. The record is from RefSeq and is a predicted model, not a curated record. Gene Ontology annotation, molecular function: 5'-tyrosyl-DNA phosphodiesterase activity; single-stranded DNA binding. NCBI's taxonomy places the organism in Eukaryota, Viridiplantae, Streptophyta, Magnoliopsida, Brassicales, Brassicaceae.